Molecule: messenger RNA, 966 nt
Organism: Ilex paraguariensis (yerba mate)
Lineage: Eukaryota; Viridiplantae; Streptophyta; Magnoliopsida; Aquifoliales; Aquifoliaceae
Source: the annotation of a GenBank genome assembly
AUGUCCUCUCAGAGAGAAUCUUUCUACCAUUCGGGGCCAACGCACUCUGAUUGGAACAACCAACAGUUCCGAAGAUCCGUAGCUGCCUGCUUGGUUGAGCGAGUGUACAUGUUAGAACUUGCCCGACAAAGUCAAUGUUCUCAAGUUCAUGCAGCUCCCUUGUGGCUGGACUUUCAUUUUAUAUUAACAAAGCACCUAUUUGAUUGCCACGAUAAAUCCAUAAUUGGUGCUGUUUACGCGUACAACUUUUCAUCUCCCCAAUCGACGCCACCAGCAUAUGUGAUUGCCUUUCGAGGAAACCUCAUCAAACUAGACACCAUGUUUCAGGAUUUCAAGUUGGAUUUUAGUUUCCUUCUUAACAUACUCGAACAGAGGAGCCGCUUUCAGGAAGCAUGGAAAGCUGUGCAGGAAAUGGUUGAUUUAUCUGAAGCUAAUAAGCCUGUGAAUAUCUGGUUAGCAGGACAUUCUUUGGGUGCCGCAAUAGCUCUGUUGGCCGGAAGGAACAUGUUCAAAAAGGGUUAUGAUCUAGAAACUUAUCUCUUCAAUCCGCCAUUCCCUUCUCUCCCUAUAGAGUCUAGCAAUAAUGAGAAGGUGGGGAAUGCAUUCCACAACACUAACAAAUUCAUCACAGCUGGAUUUGUUUUGGUUAGGGGCCAUCAAAGAACCGACCAAACUAAUCUAUUCACUGCAUUAUUUGAAUGGGUUCCAAACAUAUAUGUGAAUCCAUCGGAUCCUAUUUGCUCAGGGUAUAUUGAAUAUUUUAAGGACAGGGACAAGAAGACAGGGAAAUGUCUUAAAAAAAUUCAGAAUCUUGCUUUACAGAAUUCAAAAAUUCAGAAUCUUCCUUCUGCGAAUGUGCAUAUUAAUCGGACCCCCUCUGGUGAUUUCAAGCAAAAUCAUGGAAUCCAACAAUGGUGGGAACCAGAUCUUGUCUUGGAAUCCAGAUUACACAAGUGGAGGACAUAG